Messenger RNA from Eimeria mitis, 1233 nucleotides. RefSeq names its product vacuolar sorting ATPase Vps4, putative. The record is from RefSeq and is a predicted model, not a curated record. Lineage: Eukaryota; Apicomplexa; Conoidasida; Eucoccidiorida; Eimeriidae. Gene Ontology annotation, biological process: vacuole organization; endosomal transport. Gene Ontology annotation, molecular function: ATP binding; ATP hydrolysis activity. The transcript is spliced from 13 exons. The coding region runs from base 1 to 1233 and encodes 410 amino acids.
AUGGACGACUACAUAACUCGAGCAGAGCAGCUUAAGCAGCUUCUUCGUCAGGGCUCGGCUUCGCAUUUGCAGCAGCGUUUGCGUCUCUACGCAGCCUCUCCACCGAAAUCUCUAAACCGCAGUUCGGCUCACGUAGCUGUCACUCCUCUUUCCCGCUCCCCAGCAUCUCCAUCUUUCCAUGGCACGCCAGCCAACGCCUCAGCAGCAGACUGUACAAUAGUCACAGCCAAGUCAGAUGCAGACGCGGCGGAGGGGGAACGCAUAAAGCAGAAGCUGGCGCAUGCCAUUCUCACGGAAAAGCCGAAUUUCAGAUGGUCAGACGUCGCGGCGAAAGAGGCCUUGCAAGAAGCCAUCAUCCUCCCUUCCCGUUUUCCUAGCCUGUUUACUGUACGGCUUUCUCUGCAGCCCCCCGGAACAGGGAAGACGUUCCUUGCGAAGGCUCUUGCUGCUGAGGCGGAUGCAACGAUCCUCUCUGUGUCGGCAGCGGAUCUCGUGAGCAAGUGGCAAGGAGAGAGCGAGAAGUACGUCGUGAGGAGGGUGUUAGCUUCAGCUCUAUUGGUUCGGUCGCUGUUCGAGCUGGCGCGGGAGCGGCGGCCUUCCAUAAUAUUUAUAGACGAGAUAGACUCCAUGUGCGGAGCCCGCUCGGAAAGUGACAGCGAGUCCUCCCGACGCAUGAAGACAGAGUUUCUUAUUCAGAUGCAAGGCAUCAACUUCGAUUUGAGCGAAGUUCUUGUCCUGGGAGCAACGAACACGCCGUGGGCCCUGGACGCUGCGAUUCGGCGACGGUUUGAGAGGCGCAUUUUCAUCCCGCUGCCCAAAGUUCAGGCCAGAGAGCAACUGUUAAGAGCUGGCCUGGGCGGCACCCCCCACCACCUCAAGGACGCCGACUUCCGCCAUCUCGCGAGAGAACUCGAGGGGUUUAGUGGCUCUGAUAUUUCAGUUCUUGUUCGGGACGCGUUGUUCGAGCCCAUAAGGAGGUGUCGCACGGCUACAGCUUUCAAACAAGUGAUGGUUGAUGGCCGCGCUUUCUACGUCCCUUGUCAUCCCGAUGACUCCGACCCGACUACUCGCAAAAUGACUUUGAUGUCCAUCCCAGCCGACAGACUGCUGCCACCGGAAGUGACGAUGGAAGAUUUUCAUUCUGCUAUGCGACACACCCGCCCUUCCGUCAGCCCGGAGGACUUGCGGAUGCAUGUCAACUGGACAGAGCAGUUCGGUCUGGAGGGCAGCUGA